Messenger RNA from Brugia malayi, 105 nucleotides. RefSeq lists its product as uncharacterized. The record is from RefSeq and is a predicted model, not a curated record. The transcript has 2 exons. Bases 1 to 105 code for a protein of 34 amino acids. Lineage: Eukaryota; Metazoa; Nematoda; Chromadorea; Rhabditida; Onchocercidae.
AUGAAGAUGGUAUUUGUUAUAAAGGAAAACAACAACAGUAAUAACAAUGAAGAAAGUGGCGGAAUGUAUGCAGUAUGCAGGAACAACACUGGUAGGCAUGAAUGA